CUAUCGAAUCAGCGAAGGGAGCUAUCAAAUUAACCGGUGGGAUUCUUCUCCAAGCGGAUCAUGGCAGCUACAAAAGAGCAGAAAUACGAUAGACAAUUGAGGUAGGUAGCGGUGGAAGUUCUGUGCAAAUUAUACAAUUAUUUGUUAAACCUAUCGUUGCAUGAGUUAGAUAUAUCUCCACUGACAGACUGCAGCUAGCUAAGGUAGCUAUGCUAGCAAGCCCAGUAAGGUUAACUCUUUAUGCUUGAUAGUCUAUUCUCUUGGGCUAACGUUAACUAUGACAGCCAGCUAGCAUGCUGUAAAAUUAUAUCUAGCUACUGUAGCUAGUCUUCACUGACAUACUAGUUCACUGACUGAAUCGCAAAAAGGGUUCCUUGUUCUCAUCUAUUUACCAUACCAGAUGAGAUGUGAUAAUAGCUAAAUAACAAGGCAUUGGAGAUGACAAGGAGAUUGGCAACAUGCCGUUGUUGUUAUGAUGGCCUGUACUCCAUUUCAGAUUGUGGGGAGACCAUGGCCAAGAACAACUUGAAAAUGCACACGUAUGCCUGAUCAACUCCACAGCAUCUGGGACUGAAAUACUCAAGAACCUUGUGCUUCCAGGUAAAUAUUUCAAUAUUUGAUAAUAGAAAAGACCCGAUGACCAGGAGUGAAAAACACUGCUCAAAGGGAAUGCAUGAGUAGGCUACCCUACCUAAGCGAGUUGCUCUCUUCCUCAGGCAUUGGAGCAUUCACUAUUGUCGAUGGACACAAAGUCUCCGGGGAAGACGUCGGAAAUAAGUAAGAACGUAAUAGGCCUAUUGUUUGUAUUAUCCCCUCAUUGAAGCGCUUUUGAUCUUAAAAUGUUUUAUACAAUAUACUGUCUUUACCUUCAAUGAACUUCCUUUUCUUUUCUACUCAGCUUUUUUCUUAGCAACAACAGCAUAGGAAGGGUGAGCGAUUAUAACCUAAUGAUGUUCUACUUUAUCAAUAUCUAAGCUUUACCUGCAUGCAGUAUGUCAUAGCAAGUCAUCUCGGAUGGUGUGUUUUCCAGAAUCGAGCCCAGGCUGCCACAGAGCUGCUACAGGAGCUGAACACUGAUGUAUCUGGCAACUUUGUGGAGGAGGUUUGUGUGUUCAACUAUGAGCAGCUCUCCCUGUCACAGUUCUCCCUGUCACAGCUUUCCCUGCACAGAUUUUGUCAUAUUGUCAGAGAUAAAAGAGCCUCAGGGUCUAGUGGCGCAGUGGUCUAAGGCACUGCAUCGCAGUACUAGCUGUGCCACUAGAGAUCCUGGUUCGUAUCCAGGCUCUGUCGUAGCUGGCCGCGACCGGGAGACCCAUGGGGCGGCGCACAAUUAGCCCAGCGUCGUCCAUGGUAGGGGAGGGCAGGGAUGUAGCUCAGUUGGUAGAGCAUGGCGUUUGCAACGCCAGGGUUGUGGGUUCGAUUCUCACUGGGGCCAGUAUGAAAAAAAUAAAAAUAAUGUAUGCACUCACUAACUGUAAGUCGCUCUGGAUAAGAGCGUCUGCUAAAUGACUUAAAUGUAAAUGUAGCGGUAGAUCUUGUUCAUUCCGAUCAAGGUAUAGAUUUACUAUAACGCUGCACCAGUUGAGUAGCCAUUGAUGGGUCUCACUGCCCACAAAGUGCAAUUCCUAUCUGAGUGUAUUGAUUGCUGAGUGUUCUAAAACAAGCAGAGCACUUAUAGUAGAUCAAAGUAUUAUUUGUCAAACUCUUAUUGUGAUUUAUUUUCCAUUAUAGAGCCCAGACAAGCUCUUGGACAACGACCCUGAGUUCUUCCACAGAUUUACCCUGGUGAUUGGUGUCCAGCUGCCAGAAAGGUGUGAUUUCUUUCUCUUAUUCUUAUACAUUUAUCUAUAGACGUACAUUUCAAUGUAAAUAUUUGAUAUUUAUGAUAAUCUUACAAAGUAACAUCAAAUAUAAAAACGUUCUCUUGUCGUGUAAAUGAUUUUGGUUUUAUUUUCACAGCACAUGUUUGAGACUGGGGUCAGUGUUGUGGGAAUGCAAACGUACCUUUCCUGGUGUGUAGAACGUAUGGCCUCGUCGGUUACAUGAGGCUAGUAGUGAAGGAGCACACAGGUAUAGUAAACCUUGUGAGUCAUGCGUGUAUUGCUGUGUCUGUAGUAAUGGUGACAAGCACUCAAGGUCAGUGCUCUCUUGCAGUUAAUCGAAAACACUCAAACAAGUUGUUUGCGAUCACUCCCUCUUCUAGUGAUUGAGUCUCAUCCAGACAAUGCCUUGGAGGACCUGAGGCUUGACCAACCUUUUGCAGAGCUCAAGAACCACAUCCAGUCCUACGACUUGGAGGGAAUGGGGAAGAAGGUGUGUUUGGGCUGUUGACCCUGUUUGUUGGCCAGGUUUUUUUUUUUUUUUUUAGGCCAUUUGUAUUUUAGUUGCAAUUUGGUCCUCACUGGUUCAUGUAUUUUCUUAUGCUCUUGCAUUCUGCAGGAUCACAGUCAUACACCAUGGAUCAUCAUCGUUGCCAAAUACCUAGAAAAGUGGUUCAGUGAGGUAAUUAUUCUGUGACUAACAAUCAAAUGCACAUUCUACAGCACCCUAUGAUGUACAAGAGAGCUGACGAUGAAUACAUUUUCAUAUUUUCUUUCUAGCACCAAUUUUCAGUUACCGAAGAACUACAAAGAGAAGGAGGCCUUCAAACAGCUUAUUCGGCAAGGUAUUUCACUUGACAUAGAUUUUUUUUUAAACGUAAUUUGUAUUUUUACAUUUUCACCAAAUUUUAAAUGUCUACAGACACUAUCUUAUCCAGAUUAUGCCUGACUGUAAAUGGUUUGUGUUCUCAUGAUACCUGGUUUCCUCAGGAAUCCUGAAGAAUGAGAAGGGAACUCCUGAGGAUGAGGAGAACUUUGAGGAGGCCAUCAAGAAUGUCAACACAGCCCUCAACCCCACCAAGGUGGCACUUCUCAUACCUCACCCCUAAACCCCCCUCACUCCUUUCAGCUGUAUUAUGUUAAUCCGUGCUGCUGGUUGUAUGAGAUCACUGGAGGUUGGUACUUUGUCAACUCUGCUAACUCCACUCUCACCACUGUAGAUUUCGAGUGGCGUUGACGACAUCUUCAAUGGAGAGCAAUGCAAUGACAUUACAUCACAGGUGAGUCUAAAUAUGACAUGUCUACUCAGGCCAUGAUUGAAGCAUCCUGUGAAUUAUUUAUUAGUAAGUUUAAUACAUGACUGAUUGUUGUUCUGUCUUUCUCUGUUAUACACAGACUCCAGCCUUCUGGGUGAUGACGCGAGCAGUGAGGGAGUUUGUGCAAAACGAAGGUGGCGGAAACCUUCCUGUGCGUGGCUCCAUUCCAGACAUGAUUGCGGACUCAGAGAAAUUCAUCAACCUCCAGAAUGUGUAGGGAGUGAUUAUAUUAUUAAUUUAUAUGGCAAGCAGCCAGCCACCGAUUUAAUUAAAAAGUCAAUGAAUUGCUUUAUGAGUUAAUAGCGAGCACAGCUCAGUGCUUGUGAGACGGGGCAUAUCAAGGAGAGGACAAUCAUUGCAUAAUAAACCAUAAACCAAUGUCUAUAGUUAAAUGGUAGAAUAGCAGAAUUAUGUGCCAAACCAUAUGAUGCUGAGAUUUCGACUGUUGUGUACGAUUGCUUGUGCCUUAACCUUAUUUCCCAAACACAAGGUAUGCUUUGUGCUGGCAUGAUCAUCAUAGUCCUGGCCUGGGCAUUAAUGCAGGCAUAUGUUUUCAGUUAUAGAGAGAAGGCAAUGCAAGAUGCAUCCGUCGUGUCUAAGCAUGUAGAGUCUCUCCUGCAGUCUGUUGGAAAGGUAUGUGGACCUUAUUCUGCAGUCUCAGGGAUAGUCAAUCUCAUGCGAUGUCAAAAACACAUAGUAAGUCUCCAGCAGUUGUACUCAACUGUUUUGAAUAUAGAAAGUGCUGCAUAAGUAUCAACAUUUUAUUACCUUUUAUAAAUUGUAAAAUAAGGUUGAAUUUCUGAUUUAUUAUCUAGCGAAAUGGGUUGAUUUCUUUGUCUUUUUCCUUGCCAAAGCCUUCAGAGAGCAUAUCUGAGCAGGACAUCAAACUAUUCUGUGAGUAUUCUGACAAGCACACACACACAGCCAUAUAUAACGUGAACAGGACAUGUAAUAUGACAGAAAUGUAAAUGGAAUACUCUAACUCAUUGAACAGUAACUCAAAGCGUCAUGUCGGUCAGGUGUUGUUUGUCAUACAGUAGUGUGGCUGAACUUUGAUGAACCCAUGAUGAAAGGGAACACUGUCCAGUAAGUUGAGCCUGGCCUUGUGCUGUGUGUUUCGGUCUGCAGGUAAGAACGCUGCCUUCCUGAGGGUGGUGCGCUGCAGGUCUCUGGCUGAAGAAUACAGCGUGGAGACGGUCAAUAAAGAUGAGAUCAGUAAGUCCAACACCGUACCGACUCCCACCUUGAUUUGGCUUAUUGUUUCUCUUUUGAGUCCCUUUGAUAAUGUGUGUUGGUAGUGUAUACUAAGAUACUGCUCUCUCUCCUCAGCCUCCUGCAUGGACAGUGCAGAUGGGGAGAUGGUGCUGUACCUUAUGUUGCGCUCUGUGGACCGUUUUUAUCAGCAGCACUCCCGCUACCCAGGUACGGCUAGGCUGGCGUAGCUCUGCCCCCAACACAACUGUCUGUCACCACCACCUAGCACACAGCAGAACUAAACUGUGUUCCGCCAUUUUAAACUGCCCAUCUCCAGAUAUGUGAUAUGUUUUUCCUCUUUUUGAAGGUGUCUACAAUUACCAAGUAGAAGAAGAUAUUAGCAAGUUGAAGCUGUGUGUGAACAGCCUUCUGCAGGAGUACAGCCUCAACGUCAAUGUGAAAGAUGACUACAUCCACGAGUUGUACGUUUUUGUGCAUAGUGUCAAGUCAACUGUUCUGUGCAGGGACACUGGCCAUUUUAACAAUUCAUAUCAGACAUACAGCCCACUCUGAAACCUCACUACAGUUUUUAUGUUUAUAUUUGUAAUUUAGCCACUAUAUUUCCAUUAACUGUAAAAUGGGUAUAAGAGGUUAUCAUCAAGGAGAGAAACAUGAUUUAAUAAUCUACAUGUUAUUUCACUUUGCUCUUCAACAGCUGUCGCUAUGGUGCUGCUGAGCCACACACAGUGGCAUCCUUUUUGGGAGGUAAGUUCUACAGGACUUGGAGCCGAUUAUGGUCUAGGAUCCUCAUACUAUUUUGUUAUGGGAUAAACAUUUUGUUUUCUUGGAGUUUGUGCAAAUGUUCCAUCUUCCAUAUGCUUUCAAUGUGUUUCCUUAGGAUCUGCUGCACAAGAGGCCAUCAAAAUCAUCACUCGUCAGUUUGUUCCCUUCAACAACACGUUCAUCUACAAUGCCAUGUCCCAGACAACUGCCACGUUUCAGCUGUAGAAGAAGCUAUUUUCCUCCUUAAUGACAUGCACUUAACCCCUCUGUAAAAUAUAUGAAUGGAAAGUUUCAGCGUAGUAGCGGUGAUAACUGAAAGUUUGUGUAGAUGGAACACUUUGUUCAUACUGUAUGUUUCCACUUAUUAUUUUGUUAUUGCUGAAUGAAGUUAAAGGAAGUUCUGAAGGACUGUUUCCGAUUACUUUUCAAUGUUUGUGUCCUGACUGGUUUACUCUAAUGGGUUUGCUCUCACAUUGUUGCGCUUAUUAGGACAUUUUAAUAUUUUACCUGCCAAAUUCAAACCAUUCAAGAAAUGUCCCAGGGUUUGAAUUAUUUCCUCUAAAGAUAUCCUGCACUAAACUAGACAAUGAAGUUUGAGGUAAAUGCAUGUGGUGUACCUGUACAUUAGAUCCCCAAGGAACUCUGAUUGUGCUCCAACAUCUAGUGCCCUGAUGGGAAACAGUCUGGAUAUGCUACUUUACAUGGCCAGCAGUAGGGGGCGCAUGGUCCUCCUGUCCAAAUCAAAAUGAGCUGACUAUCAUGUGAGCUUCAUGAUAAACAAGCAAAAUUGCCACCCUAAUUUGACCAAAUUUGACCAUGAUUGGGCACAAUUCCCAAGACAUUGGCCCUCAUAUGGCCCGAUGGUGAUAUAAGCUGUGAAAGAAAAUCGGUACCUUUUCCUGUUGACUGGUAGAAUAACCCCAACAUGACACAAGUGUCUCUAUAAGUAAGAACAAAUCCUCUAGGAGCUGUGUAAUAUAUUGUUGGUUUGGUUACUUCCCCAGUUCAGAUUAUAGAGCAUUGGUGGAGUGGUGUUUGUCACUAAAUGCAAUGUGUGUUCUGUGGUGAGCAGGUACUCCGCUAACUCCACACUUCACCAUAAAGAUUUCUUGGAGUAUGGACAUAUUUUUUCCCCUAAUGAAUAAAAAUGCUCUGUAUUUUGUUGCAGCACAUAAA
This is a messenger RNA of Coregonus sp. 'balchen', 6289 nucleotides long. NCBI's taxonomy places the organism in Eukaryota, Metazoa, Chordata, Actinopteri, Salmoniformes, Salmonidae. The record is from the annotation of a GenBank genome assembly.